UAUCGCUCUCUUGCUCUGCGUUUUGGAGAAUAAGUUUGCUCUGCGUUUUGGAGAAUAAGUUUGCUCUGCUAUAUCGCUCUCUUGCUUUGCGUUUUGGAGAAGACGCGCUCUCAGUGCUCUGAGUUUUGGAGAAUAAGUUUGCUCUGCUAUAUCGCUUUCUUGCUCUGCGUUUUGGAAACCAGUGUCUGAGCUGAGUAUUUGAAAUAUGGGGAAGAGGAAGUCCAGGACCGUGCUUCCAAAGAAGAAGCUACCCAAGCUUGAUACGACAUUUUGCUGCCCGUUCUGUAACCAUCCUGAUAGUGUUGAUUGCAUAAUAGAUCGAAAGCUAAAGAUUGGGGAGGCUAUUUGCAGGGUUUGCGAAGUGGGAUAUGCAACCAAGAUUCAUGCUUUAACGGAACCCAUUGACAUUUAUUGCGAAUGGGUGGACGCAUGUGAAGCUGCAAACGCUCCAAAGCCUUGAAUCUUAAUCAUUAUGAGAAGAUGGACGCUCCAAAGCCAUGAAUCUUGGAUGCAAAAAAUGAUAUGAUUUGGAGAGUUGCCCUAUUUGUACAAGACUUGAUGGAUUCUUUUUUUCUCGAUUUUUGGUGAAGAAGAGCACACAAGUUAUGCAUCAUGUUCAGUUCUUGCGUGCUGUAAAUAAUUAAUUUUUGCUAAGAUUUGUUCUUAUUUAUUUCAUUUAUUCUUUAUACUGAGUUGGUGUUGUCAUUGUUUUGAAGCUAUAGAAAAUGUAAAUGUGAGCAAUUUCUCUCAUGUGUACAU
Messenger RNA from Amborella trichopoda, 759 nucleotides. Its product is annotated as transcription elongation factor 1 homolog. Gene Ontology annotation, molecular function: RNA polymerase II complex binding. Gene Ontology annotation, biological process: transcription elongation by RNA polymerase II. The record is from RefSeq and is a predicted model, not a curated record. NCBI's taxonomy places the organism in Eukaryota, Viridiplantae, Streptophyta, Magnoliopsida, Amborellales, Amborellaceae. Gene Ontology annotation, cellular component: transcription elongation factor complex.